Colletotrichum orchidophilum is the source of this 1665-nucleotide messenger RNA. Its product is annotated as FAD linked oxidase domain-containing protein. Gene Ontology annotation, molecular function: FAD binding; catalytic activity. Gene Ontology annotation, cellular component: mitochondrion. NCBI's taxonomy places the organism in Eukaryota, Fungi, Ascomycota, Sordariomycetes, Glomerellales, Glomerellaceae. The coding region runs from base 1 to 1665 and encodes 554 amino acids. The transcript is spliced from 2 exons. The record is from RefSeq and is a predicted model, not a curated record.
AUGGCCUCCAGAUCAAGAAUCCAGCCGCUGCUCCGGACAGCGGCACGGAGGCAAUCCCUCCUGUCCGCCGGUGGCCGGCACGUUUUGCGGCAAGCCUCGGCCCCGGCCGCCGCCGCCACCGCCGCCGCCACCCGUUGCAUUGCGACGACGGCCGUGAGACUGUCCAAGACCGACGGCCUCAAGGAAAUCAAGCUCACCUCGGCCGCGUACCCGGACAUCAAGCGGGACGCCCGCUUCGCCGAGGUGACCGACGCCCACGUCGCCUACUUUAAGGAUCUCCUCGGCGCCUCUGGCGUUAUUGACGGCGUCACGGCGGAUGCGGCAGACGACAUUGCCGCCUUCAACGAGGACUGGCUCCGCAAGUACCGCGGCGAGUCGCGCCUCGUCGUCAAGCCCACCUCCACCGAGGAGGUGAGCAAGAUCCUGGCGUACUGCAACGAGCACAAGCUCGCCGUCGUCCCUCAGGGCGGCAACACCGGCCUCGUCGGCGGCUCCGUCCCCGUCUUUGACGAGAUCGUCAUCAACAUGAGCCGCAUGAACAAGAUCCACUCCUUUGAUGAUGGCAGCGGCACCCUCGUCGUGGACGCCGGCGUCAUUCUCGAGGUCGCCGACUCGUACCUGGCCGAGAGGGGCUACAUCUUCCCCCUGGACCUCGGGGCCAAGGGCUCGUGCCACGUCGGCGGCAACGUCGCCACCAACGCGGGAGGUCUCCGCCUGCUGCGGUACGGCAGCCUGCACGGCAAUGUCCUGGGCCUCGAGGCCGUGCUGCCGGACGGCACCGUCGUCGACGACCUCUGCACCCUGCGCAAGAACAACACGGGCUACGACCUCAAGCAGCUCUUCAUCGGCGGCGAGGGCACCAUCGGCAUCAUCACAAAGGUGUCCAUCAUCUGCCCGCAGCGCUCCAAGGCCGUCAACGUGGCCUUUUUUGGCCUCGAAUCGUACGAAAAGGCCCAGCAGGCCUUCAAGGCGGCCAAGGGCCAGCUCGGCGAGAUCCUCUCGGCCUUUGAGCUCAUGGACGGCCUCAGCCAGGACCUGGUCCACGCGGUGCGCGGCAACAAGCGGCCCCUCGAGGGCGAGCACCCGUUCUAUUGCCUCAUCGAGACGAGCGGCUCCAACGGCGACCACGACUACGAAAAGCUCGAGGGCUUCCUCGAGGACGUCAUGUCCAACGAGAUCGUCUCGGACGGCGUGCUCGCGCAGGAUCAGACGCAGAGCAAGGCGCUCUGGGGCUGGCGCGAGGGCAUCCCCGAGUGCCUCGGCCACUGGGGCGGCACGUACAAGUACGAUGUGUCGAUCCCGCUCAAGGACCUCUACCUGCUCGUCGACGACACGAAAGCCAAGUUGGAGGAGGCCGGGCUCGUCGGCGACACGGACGACUUCCCCGCCGUGGGUGUCGUGGGGUACGGCCACAUGGGCGACUCGAACCUGCACCUCAACGUCGCCGUCAGGCGGUACGACAAGCGCAUCGAAAAGAUCCUCGAGCCGUUCGUGUAUGAGUGGAUCCAGGCGCGCAACGGCAGCAUCAGCGCCGAGCACGGCCUGGGCGUGGCGAAGAAGAACUUCAUCGGCUACAGCCGCAACGAGACCAUGGUCGGGCUCAUGAAGCAGAUCAAGAAUCUCUAUGACCCGAACGGCAUCAUGAACCCUUACAAAUAUAUCUAA